CUCUCAGACAAGACUAGUGCCUGAGGCCUGACUGAGCCCUGGGAUGGCCCUCACUGAACUGAAAUGGACUAUGUGUCAGGCCAAGGAUCUAGUCUGCUCACUGGUGGUCCUCCUGUGUCUGCACACAGCCACAGGAAUGUCAGGGUGGGGUGGAUGUUUGGACGGUCAGGAUGUAUUUGCAACAGUCAGAGAAAACAGCCUCUCGGGAGAAGUUGUCGCUGAGCUUAUGGCUGACACCACAAUUGAGGGCAUACACUGGGGCCUGGAUGGAAAGGAUGCUGAUUGGUUCUUCUUGGAUGAAAGACACAUCCGGCUGAACACAUCAGCUGACAAGGUCCUCGACCGAGAGGCACAGGGUCCCCUCCUCAUGGCGGAGUUGUCAUGUUAUGAGGAGGACAUAUUUCAGAGUGUGUACAGGAUUGUGGUGGAGAUUCUUAAUGAGAAUGAUAACUCACCCAUGUUUUCAGAAAACACUGCUCAGUCUCUUGUUAUUAGUGAGCUUACUCCAGUGAAUACUGUGGUCUUUACUGUCCAGGCCACAGAUGCAGAUAACGACAAGAUCAUUUACUCUAUUGACCAGACAUCACCUGAUGCAGAGUACUUCAGGUUUGAUCUCCCGAACAGUGGAGAGGUGAUCCUAUCCAAGCCUCUAGACUAUGAGACCAAAACUGUGCUCACUGUCACCAUCCAUGCCUCGGAAAUGAGCACUGCUGAGCGUUUCAACACCAGCACCAACAUCACUAUCACCGUUUUGGAUGGGGAUGACCAGUACCCACAGUUCCUGCCCUGCACGCUGCUCUUCCAAGACGAGAUCAGUCGCAUCUGCACCAGCCCCGUGUACACGGUCAAUGUCACAGAGGGAGAAGAGGACAUUGUGCUGGACUUCUCUCCUGGUCCCAUUCAUGCAGUGGAUGGAGACACAGGACUCAGCUCUCCACUCAGUUAUGCCAUUCUCUCAGGGGAUGAUGAUGGCUAUUUCCUGAUGGACAGAGAGACAGCGGAGGUGAAACUGAUUCAGGGAGUGAGAGACAGACUCACAACUCCAUUGCUGCAUCUUCAGGUCAUGGCAUACCAGGAUGAUGACCCCAGGAAGUACUCUGUUGCUACAGUCUUGGUCCGAGUCCUGGCAGUGAACCAUUUUUAUCCAGAGUUUGACAUGGCUGAAUAUCAUGGUUUUGUAACUGCUGGAAAGAGCCCUGCCUCUCUGGUCAAUACCUAUGGCAGCAAAGCACUGAUGCUACAUGUACAAGACCAGGACUUUAACAAUAGUUUCAACCCAAUGAUCCACUUCACCUUCAGUCCUACAUCCAAUUACACAGACAUCUACCAACUCACACAGGAGGGUCUUCUGAUCGCCAAAACCAAUCAACUCAAACCGAAGCAGAAACACAUUCUAGAGGUAACAGCUACAGACCUGGAGUCAGGUGAUGCCACCUUUACUACUGUAGUGAUCGAGGUGUUGUCUGAAGGACAGUCAAUCCCUCAAAGUCCACUGGGAGAUGACCGCCUGACAGGCUGUACUGUGGGCAAAGCGUUGUUUCUCAGCAUGGUAUUUAUGACUCUGCUGGGAUGUAUCUUGUCUAUGGUGAUGUGGCUGAAGAAAAAACACAAGGGAAAGCGCGACCCACUGCAGAGAGGUUGUGUGGCCCAGGGCAAACACCCCAACGUGAGCUUACGGUGGUUCCAACUGGUGAGUCACCGCAGUGCCAUGCCGCACAUGGAUGAAGUACCCUUUAACAAUGAAGAAUAUGGAACCUGUAAUCCUUCCUUCAGCUUCCUUGACAACCCCGGUAUCUACACUCACCAAGACCUCCCCUCCUGCCGAGGACCUGUCCCACCCAGAGCGACCGCUGCACCUGACACCAGUUUCAUCCCGACUGAAAGUGUGUGCAGCCCUGUUAUCCUCAAUAACAAUGUUUCUAUGUCAACCAAAAGCUCCUCUAGUUCACCCACCUUUCACCCAGCCACUGUGGAUGUGAACCCCACACACAUGGCUUCAGAUGCUGCGCCAUCCAAAGAAAACCUUGACUUACCACUUGCUACAUCCCUGGACCCUAUUGAGGUACUACCUAACACCAGUCCUAGCCCUGCAACCCCUGAUGCCCCUUGCACCCCUCCUUACACCUGUCCCAAUUCACAAACUAUCCAAACAACCACUGAUGAUGACCCUGCUGACCCCGUCACAAGCCCCUCCUCACAGGCUAGCAUUCCCUGCAGCAACACCCGAAUUGCUUCAGCAGAAAUAGACAAACCCUUCCGCAAAUCUCGUGUGAAAACACCCCCAUAUUCACCUUUAUUGUCCUCAGCCCUCCCCAAGCAGAUGAGCACACCCCCAUCCACCCCAGAGCACGCACCUUUAAAAGCCAAGCUGGUACAUAUAGAUACGUCACCCCUUGACACACCUCCAGUGACACCAGCGCGAACAACUGAGACUCUAAGCACAGAAGAAGACCAACCCUCCACAUCACUGGACCAUACAGACCAAUCAGAACACCCAGGCGCAGAUGCUGAUAGUCCAUUUCAGGAGAGAAGGCCUUCUGCAAACUCAGGAAACAGCCAGGACGGCCGCAGGGCGGGGGAUGAGGAAGACGAUGGUUUUCUGGGAGAUGAAGAUGCAGACAAGAACAGUGAGGGUGAGGGUGAGUUAGAGCCAGAUGAAGAAGAGCUACUGAGAGUGAUUGCUCGUUGUAAUCCCAUUUUUCUUACAUUUAGUAAGUGAUGUUACUAUAAUAUCACAGGCACUGAGAGUGACGGGGCGGACAACAGAACGUGGAGGAGGUAAGGUGAAGAUGGAUGACAGACAGCGGACAGCGGGCAUGUCAAUGAGCAAGAGAGAAAGACUACAGUCUGAUUCUUCUGUACUGUAGGUACUGCUGAAACACAAAAGAGGACAGAAUACUGUACAUACACAAGAUACACAGCACAAAGGCCACAUAAGCAAAGACAUGCAUGUUCACUCACCAUAUGUAGAUGCUUACUGUAUGUAAACAUUUACUUCACACACAUUAAUGUUGACACAUUAUAAUGCACAAUGCUGUAAAAAAAAUCAUCAAAUCUCUUAUGUAUAAAUCACAAUAGCUUUUCAACAACGCAACGUAUUCACCAACUGUAACAAUAGAACAAGUAUUGUACCUUCUUGUCAUGAAUCAAAAUGUAUUCUCUUUGAUUGUUUACGAAUACUGCAAUUGUGUUCUCUUAAAGGGUAAAUCCACAAGAAAUCACAGACAAACAGCUCCUCGCUGGAAACAAACUUCCAUAAAGGCAGAAUGUCUGGCCACACAUUUCAAUCAGCGAUGUCACAGAGGCUGCUACAUUUCAGUUGUCAAUAGUGACACAUCUGCUAUGACAUCCUUGACCAUUUGACCUCACACUUCGCACCCUGUGUGGUUUCGUGUAGAAUUACCCUUUAAAUAAAACUUUUACAUAGCACUGCAGCGUUAAUUGUUUUAUUACGCCUACUCUACAAGCUGCCUCAGUUUUUUUUUCUUUGAACAUAAGUAAAGUUAUUGUUUGACUGAAACAAUGAGCCAUGGGAAGUUAUUCAAGUGGAAAUGUGCCGUUGAGCUGCUAAAGGGUGUGAUUUAAGUUUUACACUUUGAGAUUUUACAGGUAUAUGAAUAAAAUGAAAACAGAAUGUUGGGGUUAACAUAUCUCUGCCCAAACACUAUGGCAGGAGCAGUAAGAACAGUCAGAUUACUACAACAAGGAGAAUUUACAACCAUGCAUGCUAGCAGCUGAGGCUGCAACGUAGUUUGUGACCUCCAUGUGUUAGCUUUAGCAUUACAGUUGAGUCACAGACUAAACUUCAGUUUCUCAAACACACAGCAAUGUUUCAUAGACCCAAAAGGUCAUUUUUACAAGAAUUUUAAAAUGAUGAACAGCAGGUUUUUCAAAUGUUGACAGGUAUCAGAGAUGUUACCGUGCAUGUUGCAAUGAGUUAACACGCUAAGACGUCCAAAUGUAUUAACACAAUGUUGAGCUUUUCACCUCCUGCAGAUUGUCUCACUUUUUCGAACACCUUUGCAUGUCUUACUGGGUACACUGAAUACAAUAACAUUUUAAUGCCUUAGAAAUAGACCAUAAGCAUUAUGUAUGUAUUCAGCUUCUGAGUGUAGAUUAAAAUUGCCAACAUUUGAAUUAUAAUUGGAAUAUUAGGAAACAAAGUAUUCUCCUGAAAGCAAAUGGUGAGAGGAAAAGAGCUUGAAACAAUCCAGAGGUCAGUGGGUCAACAGUCUAAAAGAGACCAGGAAACAGAACAUUUCCUGAAGAGGCAGAAAGCUGGAAAAGGGAUCCUAACGCAGCAGUGACAAAUUUUGACUUCAACUUAAAACGAUGAAUCAUUUUAAUUGUAUUUAUAGGAAAUGUUACUUUUUUUUCCAGUUAACAAAAACGCAGCUACGGAGUAUGAUGUACAUCUUAUCAUUUGUGAGCAACUGCCAUGUAAAGAACACCUUACAACUACUUAACUAUUCAAGUUAAAAGAGUCCAGCAGCCUAACCGCUCCAAUUUUAUUUGUUUUUAUUGAGACAUUGCUCCCAAUCACAAAAACUGGACCUGUUUGUUAGUGUGCUCGGUUUGCAGACCAACAGCUUAUUUACAGUAAAGUCACUAGUGAAAGACUUGUUGCUGCAGUGAGCCUGUAAAAAAACAUUAUCAUAUACAUUAAAGUAUAGCAUAAAAAUUAUCAACAGUGGUUAUAAAUGGUGGUAGUGAUAAUACAAGCAUAACAAACAUAUUUAGGAAGGGAGAAAGAAGUUUUUUCCCCAAACUGCUUACAAAAAAAAAGGACAAAGGAAGAUUUUUGCUUGGCACACAAAUGAGUUAGUAGUUCAGCUGAAUCAAACAAAACACAAAACAUAGCCUCAAACAAUGGGGAAAGCCAGUCAUCGGGAAUACUAUGUACACACAUAGAUUCACAUGCCACACACACAGACACACACACACACACACACACACACACACACACACACACACACACACACACACACACACACAAAC
Molecule: messenger RNA, 4998 nt
Organism: Lates calcarifer (barramundi perch)
Lineage: Eukaryota; Metazoa; Chordata; Actinopteri; Centropomidae
Product: cadherin-related family member 5
Biological process (GO): cell-cell junction assembly; multicellular organism development; cell morphogenesis
Cellular component (GO): adherens junction; membrane; catenin complex
Molecular function (GO): cadherin binding; calcium ion binding
Source: RefSeq, a predicted model, not a curated record